Molecule: messenger RNA, 270 nt
Organism: Penicillium waksmanii
Lineage: Eukaryota; Fungi; Ascomycota; Eurotiomycetes; Eurotiales; Aspergillaceae
Exons: 2
Coding region: 1-270 (89 amino acids)
Source: RefSeq, a predicted model, not a curated record
AUGGCCCAUAUCAUUCCAAAUGCACGGCAGCGUGUUGCCAAAAUUGACCACUCCGCUUAUUUCCGUGGCAAUUUGGUCGACGACUGUGACUGUAGAUGCAGAUGGGCCUCUGGGCGAAUAUAUUGGACUUUACUCCGCCAGUCAUCCCGAAACCUUGCGCGUAUCAUCUGGAUCAACAUAAUCGAGCGUGAAGGAGAGCUUAAGGAAAGAGGACCUUCUCCAAAAGUUGACUGCAAUAAAUCUGAUGCUGGCCUUUGCAGUCGCACUUAA